CCCACAAGCCAUAGCCGCGACAAACUCGUUGAACUGCUAUAACACUUCUCCUUCGCCGUCGUGUAAUGGACUCUGUGUUGGCUUCGACUUUGUCUCCUUCCUCUUCAGCUGCCUCACUCUUCUCUUUCCUCACCAAACACAAUUCAUUUUUCAGGCCUCAAUUUCUCUCUCUGUCUUCCAUUAACAAGCAAACCACACAACAACUGGUCUCGCGCGCAGUCCAAAUGAACAAAGAGGCUAAGCUAUGGGGAGGGAGGUUCGAAGAGAGUGUGACCGAUGCAGUGGAGAAGUUCACCGAAUCGAUCUCUUUCGAUAAGGCCCUUUACAAGCAUGAUAUCAUGGGGAGCCGUGCUCAUGCCUCAAUGCUCGCUCGCCAGGGAUUGAUGAGUGACAGCGAUAGGGAUAGUAUUCUGGAAGGUCUUGAUGAGAUAGAAAGACAAAUUGAAGCCGGUAAGUUUAUAUGGAGGACUGACAGAGAGGAUGUGCACAUGAACAUCGAAGCAGCUCUAACUGAUAUGGUUGGUGAACCUGCAAAAAAGCUACAUACGGCAAGAAGUCGAAAUGAUCAAGUUUGUACUGAUUUUCGUCUCUGGUGUCGCGAUGCUAUUGAUACAAUUGUUGGGCGUAUUAGGCAUCUUCAGGUCGCACUGGUGACCUUGGCUCAGAAGAAUGAUGGGGUGAUUGUUCCUGGUUAUACACAUCUACAAAGGGCGCAACCUGUUCUACUCCAACAUCUUCUCUUGGCAUAUGUUGAGCAGCUUGAACGUGAUGCUGGACGGUUACUAGAUUGCAGAGUCAGGAUGAAUUUCUGCCCCCUAGGUGCAUGUGCGUUGGCUGGCACUGGUCUUCCCAUUGAUAGGUUUAUGACAUCUAAUGCUUUGGGGUUCACUGCUCCCAUGAGCAACAGUAUCAUGCCUCAGAAGAAAAAUCCAGAUCCAAUGGAACUUGUUCGUGGAAAAUCUGCUAGAGUAGUAGGUGACUUGGUUUCACUUCUUGUAUUGUGCAAGGGACUUCCUCAAGCUUACAACCGUGAUUUGCAGGAAGACAAGGAACCUGUAUUUGACAGUGUAAAAGCAAUCAUAGGAAUGCUAGAAGUCUCAGCAGAGUUUGCACAGAACAUUACCGUUAAUCAGGAGAAAAUACACAAAGCUCUACCUGCUGGUCAUCUUGAUGCCACAACAUUGGCGGAUUAUCUUGUGAAGAAGGGAAUACCUUUCAGAACAUCUCAUGAUAUAGUUGGAAGGGCGGUUGCCAUGUGUGUUUCCAAAAACUGCCAGCUUCAGGAACUGAGCAUUGAUGAUUUGAGAAGUAUAAGUUUGGUGUUUGAAAAUGAUGUAUACGAGUUCCUUGGAGUAGAAAAUUCAAUCAAGAAAUUCAGCUCAUAUGGCUCCACGGGUUCACAAUGUGUUGCUAGUCAACUUAGCUGCUGGAUUACCAAGCUUGAUAUCAACAGAGACAGAAAAUAGCAAGGAAUCGUAAAAGGAGGUUCUUCGAGACAAAAUGCUUGCAAAGCUGAGCUAAUGUUUUUUGAAACUUAGAUAUGGCAUGUAUGGCAUUAAGGACUCAUCUUCAACCACACAAAGAAGAAUUUUUUGGUAGAGGCUCAACAUUCAUACCUUUCUGUUGAGACAAUUUGGUUGCAUGACUCUGCGUCUAGAUUCAUCCUGGGCUUGGAAUCUUUCCUUUUUCGUGCUUGCUAAAUUAGAAAUAAUUUCGUAACUUAUUGACAGAAUAAGUAAAUACCUGAAUGACUCUGUAUCUCAUCUUACCUUCCAAGAACUUAUAUCUCAUCUUCAAGGGAAUGUGUUGGUUCAUUUGUUUAGGUGGGAUUCAUAAAG
This is a messenger RNA of Ilex paraguariensis (yerba mate), 1838 nucleotides long. Lineage: Eukaryota; Viridiplantae; Streptophyta; Magnoliopsida; Aquifoliales; Aquifoliaceae. The record is from the annotation of a GenBank genome assembly.